CUAGGCUUGCGCGACAGAAUCGACGACAUGUCUCACAUCUCAUCAGCCAGGCAGGAUGUAGGCGGGUUGUGUGGUCCACGCAACAUUCAAUGUUCGUGCUCCGACUUUGACAUCUAACGUUGCACACGCCCAGCCCGAUACCGUACCGCACAGCGUUUUGAAAGGCCGACGUAAUCAAGAUCCGCAAUCUCUUUCCGCAUGCGACCAAAGCCACGCCGCUGGCUCGAACGCCGCAUGGUCAAUGCGCAUGAUCUUGAGCAGCAAUCCUGGCUCGAUCCGCGAGGUGCCUCUCGAAGUCCUUCUUGCGCAACAAAGCCCGAACGGCUUACGUACAUGUGUCAAUACGUCGCUAUGUUUCCGAAGCCAGGCCAUGCAAGGCGACCGCGGUCUAGUGUGGAUCGAUCAUCAGGCUCAAAGUGUUCUGCGUACAAGCUCGGGAUUUUUUGUCUGGCGCUAUGUACCCCAGCAGCGCAUGGCGCUCAGCUUGGCCCAGCCACACACCCUCUUUUUCCUUUUCUCGUUCUUGCGCUUCUUGCUUGCCUUGCUUGCUCGUCUCAUCCAUCUUCUUCUUCUUAGUUCCGCCCACUCCUGCUUGCUUUCCUCAUCAACUCUCGAUCUUCACCAACUCUUAUUUGCGACACCUGGCCGGAGAACGGCUCAGCGGCAGCGAUCAUC
Ceraceosorus guamensis is the source of this 675-nucleotide messenger RNA. RefSeq lists its product as hypothetical. The transcript has 2 exons. The record is from RefSeq and is a predicted model, not a curated record. NCBI's taxonomy places the organism in Eukaryota, Fungi, Basidiomycota, Exobasidiomycetes, Ceraceosorales, Ceraceosoraceae. Bases 199 to 576 code for a protein of 125 amino acids.